Messenger RNA from Colletotrichum navitas, 1016 nucleotides. RefSeq lists its product as uncharacterized. Bases 135 to 1016 code for a protein of 293 amino acids. Lineage: Eukaryota; Fungi; Ascomycota; Sordariomycetes; Glomerellales; Glomerellaceae. The record is from RefSeq and is a predicted model, not a curated record. The transcript has 4 exons.
GCGACAUGGUCCAUUCCCACAAGGAAAGUGUGGUAGUCUACUCAAGGAUUGCCUCAAGAUAACCUACACCUUUUUCUCUAUUUUGAAAAAUUUCCUACAAAAUACUAGCAACAGAAUCAGAAGUGGAGAUCAAAAUGCGUGGCUUCGCUAUCGUUGCUUCCGCCUUGUGCGUCACUUACGUUUCUGCUCAAGGAGCUACUUGCUUCGAUGACCUCGACUGCGCUCUCACGGGCCAGGCAAAUGCCAAGUGUGUAAGAGCACAGGCUGGUGGGCUCCUAGGAAACUGUGCAGGCAAUGCUGCUACAGCGGCAGGAAAGACAACUGGCGCCGCGGCUCCGGGGAAAGCAAACGCAGCUAGUGAGAGGAAAGGUUCGAUACUUGAAGCUAGGCAAGCUGCCGCUGCGCCGGCUGCAUCACCCGCGGCGGACCCUAUCGCCGCUGUUCUCGGCACAGCUGCUGGAGUUCUCAAGGGCAAGGGCGCUCAACCUGCCGGUGCCGCGGCUCCUGCUGGCUCUCAAGCCGCAGAUCCUAUCGGCGCUGUCCUUGGCACUGCUGCUGGAGUACUCAAAGGCAAAGGGGCACAGCCAGCUGCUGGAGCUGCCGCUGGACAGCAGGCCAACCCGCUGAACACUGUUCUGGGCGCCGCCGCCGGUGUUCUCAAAGGAAAGGGAGGUGCUCAACCUGCUGCCGCUGCUCCAGCUGCUGGCGCGGCCGCCCCUGCAGCUUCCAAGCCUGCUGCAGCCGCCCCAGCACCUUCGAAGCCCGCGGCGGCUGCCCCAGCACCUCCAGCGGCCCCAGCGGCUGGGAAGCCCGCUGCUCCUCCUGCUGCUGCUCCUCCUGUCGCCGCCCCUCCUGCCGCCGCCCCUCCCGCCGCUCCUCCUGCCGCCGCUCCUCCUGCCGCCGCCCCUCCUGCCGCCGCCCCUCCUGCAGCUAGCAAGCCCGCUUCACCCCCAGCUGCAGCCCCGGUCGGCGGACAGCCAGUUCCUGCUUCGCCUAAUCGAGAUGUAACUCUGUGA